This is a messenger RNA of Heterobilharzia americana, 1505 nucleotides long. NCBI's taxonomy places the organism in Eukaryota, Metazoa, Platyhelminthes, Trematoda, Strigeidida, Schistosomatidae. The record is from the annotation of a GenBank genome assembly.
GAAUGGCCUAUUUACUUGUGCCUUACAUCCAAUAAAUAACGUAUCCGGUUUCCAAAUAAUCUAUUCGCUAUUUUCAUGUUUAACCAUACUAUGACCCUUAAACAAAAAUAUAAAAAUACCAGUCUGUCUGAAACAUCUAGGCUAGUCUUGUUAUUAUGCAAUAUGCAAUCAACUCCUUUUGAGAACACUGGAACAGGCAAUUGUCAGAAAAUGGAUAAAUUAACCGAUUCAGUCGUUGAAAAAGUGAAACAAGGUAAACUUCAUUCAUCUAGCGAAAUGCUGAUUGGUAGUGAAAGGGGUAAUUUAUCACCGAUUUGGUGUGCAUGUUUACCUGGUGCCGGAUAUUAUUCACCAAUUACCAGGAAUUCUUCAUCUGAAAUAAUUAGUAUGAAUUAUGGAAAUAUUUUGACUACUAAUGGUCAAAUUAAUGUACAUCUUUUACGUUUUGGACCAGAUCAAGAUAUCUAUGAAUGCUUAGUGCAUCAUAUUCUACGCCACCAUUUAUCUGGAGGUUUCAUUAUAACAUGUUGUGGCAGCGUUAAAACGGCUCAUCUACGUUUAGCGAAUUUAAAAGAAAAAACUUUUAGUGGUCCAUUUGAAAUUGUGUCACUUGUGGGCACAUUGACCAAUGAUGGUCAUCCUCACCUACAUAUUGCAUUAGCAGACUCUAAGGGUUGCGUAUUUGGUGGACAUUUACUUAGAAAUACAAAAAUUCACACAACAUUAGAAAUUGUUUUUGGAAUAACAGGCGUAGAAUCAAAUUUAUCAGACAAUGAAACUUCUGAAUUACUUGCCUCCUCUUCUUCUCUACAAAUGAAUCGGAAUCAUAAAUGUAUGGGGAUUAGACUCAUAAGAAAAUAUAGUGAAGAAACUGGCUUUGAUGAAUUGGACGCUGAGAUUAUUCCGAGCAGCAUAUCAUCGUCUGAAAAUGAUAAAUAAAUUGCUUCUUCAGUCAUCAUUACUAAUACUACUGAAAAUAAUACCAGUAGUAUUAGUAGUUAAGUUAGAACCCAAUAAAAUGAAUUGAAAUAAAUGGAUAUUUAAAUCAAAAUUGAUCAUAUUUUGACCAUAUUUUAUAACUGUAUUCGGUAUGAUUUGAUGAAAAUUAAUUUCCUGUUUUUAUCUAUGUGAAAAAAAAUUACUAAUCUAAUAAAGAUAAUGAAAUUACUGAUGGUCAAUGACAAAAAAAUGAAACAAUACUUAAUUAAACUAUGUUAGAAAAAUUAGUUUUCUUUUAUAAUUGUUUGCAUUUUAUAUCAUUCUGUCUUCAUGGUGACGAUAAUCUAGAAAAGCUACAGAAUAACCAACUUUCUAUUUAACUUUCACAAAGUGUUUGCGUGAAUAACUUAACCCAUUUCGAUACAUCGAUAAUCAUAUAGGACUUCUUUUUUUCUGUUUGUAUAUUUUAAGAUUGAGUAGAAAAUAUUUUGGAAUCUGAUUACUGAAGUUUUAUGAGUUUUAAAGAUCUUUUAUAGUCUAUGAAAAAUAAAAAGUAUCUUUUUCAA